UGUAUGUCGACUUUUAGAGCUGCGUAAUUGGGACUUCACAAUGUUCGUUAUGCUCUAAUGUCUGAGCUGCGAAUCGAGAUGAUGGGCUGUGGCUGACGUCGGGUUUACCGGUACAAGCCGGCAGCCACAGCAGGCAUUCACACAAGAGAAAAACAAACAUCGACCUAAAGACUGGUAGAAGAUGGCGACCAAAAAACAGGGCUGCUCGGUCUGUCAACCACCCGGUUGGUUGGCUUCGGUUCCCUGCCGACUCGCGCCAUGCACAAAGACUCUAUUGUGAGCCCGAUUAGGAAACACCAUCUCGUUAUACACAAUCGGGGUGCCGCAAGCUCACCAGAAUCCAUUCGAGGCGCCAUAAUUCACCCUUCACUACUGCUCGUCUUUUGCACUUCUUCCGGUGGAUACAAGGCCUGAUGGGGAUCAAACGAUCGACAGAGGACCAAGACGUUGAGCACAUGGAGGACCUCGAAAGCGCAUCCUUGAUACCAAACAAAGACUGCCACAAGUGUUCGUCCGCCGCAAAAGGCAGUCGCACCCGUCACGUAUUCAAGACUAUAGUACUCAUCGCUCUGGCUUACAUAUGCUUCCUCGAGACGAACACACGCCUGGCCGUGCAGAGCCGCGAGACCCACAUACACCUUGCCAGCGGCAUACCCUACUCUCCAGCCAAUGAUGUUGUGCAGUACGCUCCGAGACGAAUAUGGCAGGACGGAGACUGGUCGCGAUACGACAAGAAACCCGGACCAGAGCUAGACGCACUGUGGAAUGAACUUCUCGCGGGCCAAAUUAUCCGGGUCUCAGCGGCAGAGAUGAAGUUGCAAGGCGAAAAUCUGACAAAUCGAGUACAGCUGACCAAUGGCGAUUACCUGGGCACAAUGUCAGUCUGGCACAGUCUCCAUUGCUUGGAGAGAUUGCGCAAAGUCAUUCACAUGGACUACUACCACGAUAAAAUUCCGGACUACAAGGGCGACAUGGGAAUAUGGACCAAGGAUCACUCGGAUCACUGCAUUGAGCGCCUACGAGACGACAUAAUGUGCCACCCAAACACCGCAGUCUACAUUCCUGAGUGGGAUGAAACCCACACUCUCCCAGAUGGAUUCCGCAUGAUAUCACAGGGGCAAACUACAUGCGUCAACUGGGAUGCGCUGGAUCAGUGGGCAAGAAAAAGGGCACUAAAGGGAGGUGAGUACACUUUGAAGCCCAAUCCGUUUGGGGAUAAGCAUGGUGUGCAUACAAACCAUUGAAAUCGUUCCUUCGGGUGUGUUCUUU
This is a messenger RNA of Paraphaeosphaeria sporulosa, 1269 nucleotides long. RefSeq lists its product as uncharacterized. The record is from RefSeq and is a predicted model, not a curated record. The coding region runs from base 414 to 1244 and encodes 276 amino acids. The transcript is spliced from 4 exons. Gene Ontology annotation, biological process: mycotoxin biosynthetic process. Lineage: Eukaryota; Fungi; Ascomycota; Dothideomycetes; Pleosporales; Didymosphaeriaceae.